Molecule: messenger RNA, 1623 nt
Organism: Pseudozyma flocculosa PF-1
Lineage: Eukaryota; Fungi; Basidiomycota; Ustilaginomycetes; Ustilaginales; Ustilaginaceae
Exons: 1
Coding region: 1-1623 (540 amino acids)
Biological process (GO): protein N-linked glycosylation
Cellular component (GO): mannan polymerase complex
Molecular function (GO): alpha-1,6-mannosyltransferase activity
Source: RefSeq, a predicted model, not a curated record
AUGUUCAACAUCCUGGGUCUCGGCGCAAAGGGCUCCUCGGCGGACCGCGGCAUCGGCCUGCAGCCCUACCGCUCCCCCACAAAGGAGGUCUCGCUCUCGUUCAAGGAGCGACAAGCCUACUCGCCCCUCUACCACGGCCACGACGACGGCAACAUCGCCGGAGGGUCCACGGAUCGCGUCCAUUCCGACUCGAUCUACUCGAUAGACGGAGCAGAGCGCAUCACCUCUCCGCCCCCAGGCUACCGUCCGCCCUCGCGCUACACGACCAUCAUCCCGCGCCUAUCGAGGAAGCGGCCGUCACGGAGAUGUCUCUUCUUCGCCGUCGCUCUCGCGAUCGCGUCGACCCUCUACAUCUGCGCCUACACCUUCUUCCGUCCGCCAAACUACAUCAACCUGCCGCCCGAGCUGUACCUCAAAUACCUCAAUCAAACCCUCGCCACCCAGAUCCCCACCGAGCAUGCCCGCAGCGCCCUCUCACGCCACCUUGACCAGAUUCGAUACCCGCCACCAUCGAUUCUCGAAGCUGGACAGGAGCCGUCCGACCCCAAGAAGCCCUGGAGCGUCGUGCCCAAGACCAUCUGGUCCUCCGACGGCAAGCCCGCGCCCAACGUCUGGGCAUCGAAGUGGACGCAAAUGGGCGCGGACCCCAAGUUCCUCGACGACGCGGCGGCCGAGGCGUGGGUAGAGAAGCACUGGCAUGGCACCGAAAUCAAGCGGAUCUGGGACGAGAUGCCCCGCUUCAUCCUCAAGGCGGACCUGCUGCGGUACCUCCUGCUGCUGCUCGAAGGAGGCACCUGGAGCGACAUGGACACGGUGCCCCUGAUGCCGCUGUCGGACUGGGCCAAGGACGCCGUCCCGCUCUCGACCUUGCUCCCCGACCACGGCGAUGUCCUCUUCACCAACAUGGUCGGCAGCCCGUCGCUGCAGUGGAAGAAGACGGCAGCGGCGGCGGUCAAGGCCAGGCUGGCCGAUGGCAAGGACGCUGCUGGGGUCAAUUCCGCCGUGGAGCGGGAGCGGGAGCCGAUCCGCGCCAUUAUCGGCAUCGAGUCGGACCCGACGGAAAACGCCAGCAUCCGCGCCUGGUUUGAGCGCGCGAGGAUCCUGCCCAUGAACCGCCACCGCUCGCUGCAGUUUGUGCAGUGGACGAUGCACCUGGCGCCCAACCACCCGAUCCUGCUCGACGUGCUGCGCCGCGUGCUGCAGGCGUCGGAAAUCUACCGCGCCAACGAGGCCGAAAAGGAGCGCGACGGCUUCGCCGACGGAUGGGGAUGGGGCGAGCGGGACCCGCACCACCGCACCGAGCAGGCCCAGGCGCGCCGGGAGCGCACCUCGGAGCCUUGGCAGACGAUUCACUACCAGUGGAAGUGGCAGGCGGGCGCGUGGCGCUGGGGCUGGCACACCAACAGCGUCGAGGAGUGGACGGGCCCCGCCGUCUGGACGGACGCGGUCGUCUCGUACCUCUACGCCGCCGCCGGCGUCCGGCCCGAGGAUCUCGUUGGCCUCACGCAGCCCGUCCAGAUCCGCGACAUUGUCAUCCUCCCCUCGUCUGGCUUCAACCCGGCCGACAGGAUCCAGCCGACCUCGCGGCUCGUCCACCUCUUCCGCGGCUCGUGGAAGUACUGA